Molecule: messenger RNA, 1446 nt
Organism: Microthlaspi erraticum
Lineage: Eukaryota; Viridiplantae; Streptophyta; Magnoliopsida; Brassicales; Brassicaceae
Source: the annotation of a GenBank genome assembly
AUGGCUGAGAAAUGUGACCACUGUGAGAUUCCGGCUAGUGACGACGGUGGUGGUCCAAGUAGAUAUCAUCCAAACUCAUCCGAUAUGAUUUCCAGCAAGUUCCCCGAGGGUUUGCGAGUGUUAGUCUUUGAUGAAGAUCCCCAAUAUCUACUGGAAUUGGAGAAAUAUCUCCAAGAGUCUCAAUACGAAGUGACUGGAUGCAACGACGAGAAGAAAGCUAUGUUUCUACUUUGCAACCAUAGGAAUAGGUUCGACGUCGCUAUCAUUGAAGCAAAAAAUUCAGACGGUGAAAUAUUCCGGUUAAUCUCGGAAAUUGGAUCUGAAUUGGAUCUUCCAAUCAUUAUAAUAUCUAAAGACGAUUCAGUGAAGUCGGUGAUCAAUUGGAUGAAGAACGGUGCUUGCGACUACCUUUUGAAACCUUUAAGACCCGAAGAUCUGCGGUUGAUGUUCAAAUACGUGGCAAAGAAGACACAAGUAAGGAGGAGUGUGGCGGUGGCCGGAGAGGCAGAAGAGAAAGCAGCGGCCGAGAAAUCGUCCUCAGUGGGGGAUUCCACCAUAAGAAACCCUAACAAGAGAAAAAGAGGCAUUUACCUUGAUGGGGAAACCGACGAGGACCAGAACGAUCAUGAUCGUGAUUCCACCACCAAGAAAAGGCGAGUAGUGUGGGACGAACAUCUUCACAGUAAGUUUAUGGAAGCUGUGGAAUACCUUGGCGCCGCAAAAGCUGUUCCGAAGAAAAUUUUAGAGAGGAUGAAUGUUGAUGGCAUCACUCGAGAAAACGUAGCCAGCCAUCUCCAGAAAUAUAGGCUAAAUCUGAAGAAGCAAAGUGAUCAUCAAAACGAGAGAGACGAAAAAAAUGUAUCUUUAAUAACUCAGCAAGAAGGGGGAAUUUAUGGAGAAGGAGCAAUCGACUUCUACGGAGGAAGAAAUAUCCAAUUCCCAACACAUCAUAUCAAUGACAUUCCUCAACUCUCGUCUUCUGUGCAGCUCAUAUCACCUCUCGAACAACAUCAUCAUCAUGAUGGAGUCUCUGUCGCGGUUUCCAGUAGAAACGUGGUGAUGAAUCACCAGCAUCACCAUCAAGCCUCAGGGUUCGCAAUUAUUGAAAAUACAGAAGAUAAUGCAGUUUAUAACGAAGACGACGACGCUGGGGUUGCAAACUUGACAUGCUGGUUCACACAAAACUCGGAAGAGAUGAGUUUGUUCCACUUGCAGGAGCCGGUGAUGCCGACUACGAUUCUUACCAACGAUAACCAUUUGUCAGCCAAUCCACAACAAAUGAUGAACAUUCAUGAAAUUCAUGAACCAUCCAUGUUGCAUAUACCUUCGUUUCCUUCAUCUUUCACGCAUAGUCUUGAUCAGCAAGAAACCAUGACGAUGGUGGAUGUAAGUGGAGGUUUCGACUACAACAAUGGUUACUCCGUGAACAGCAACAGGUUAACCUAA